This is a messenger RNA of Sciurus carolinensis (gray squirrel), 1237 nucleotides long. RefSeq names its product C-type lectin domain family 4 member A-like. The coding region runs from base 106 to 888 and encodes 260 amino acids. The transcript has 6 exons. The record is from RefSeq and is a predicted model, not a curated record. NCBI's taxonomy places the organism in Eukaryota, Metazoa, Chordata, Mammalia, Rodentia, Sciuridae.
UUGGACCUCUGUGGCUUCAUGUGAUUUCACUCUCUAUAUUACUUCUGCUCUCAUCUAGUUAAGUGGAAGAGUAAUUUACUCUCAGGCUGGAAUCUCAUUUGUAAUAUGUUUGAAGGAAAAGACGGCGGGAGUUCUGAGAAGAACAGAAGGUUUCUUGUCAAGAUGGCUUUGGGAACAAAUAAUGUUGAAAUGAGUUUCCAAAAUGAACUGAAGUCCUCAGGUACCAACUCAGAUUUUCCUGCAGAUCUCAGGGAAAACAACAUUUCUCACGAGAGUCAUUUUGGAUUUUCCAAGCUUCUUUUUGCCUUGUUGCUGAUACUUUUCCUGCUGAAGGAAAUCUUAUUGUCUGUCUCUUUUAUCAUUUUCUUUCAAAAAAAUUCUCAGCUGCUUGAAGAAAAAAACUAUAAAAGUUCUAUAAAAGAAAUGAUUCACACAAAUUUGGAGUGUGUACGAAACAAUUCAACCAUGAAAGGAAAAGUCUGGAGCUGUUGCCCAAAGAAUUGGAAAUCAUUUAGUUCCAGUUGUUACUUUAUUUCUACUGAAGCAAAAUCCUGGAAUGAGAGUCAGGAGAACUGUUCUGGAAUGGGGUCUCAUCUGGUGGUGAUCAACAGCAAGAAAGAGCAGGAUUUCAUCACUCAGAAUAUGGAUAGAAAUGCUGCUUAUUAUGUGGGGCUGUCAGAUCCAGAGGGUCAAGGACACUGGCAAUGGGUUGAUCAGACACCAUACAACCAAAGUGCCGCAUUCUGGCAUGCAGGCGAGCCCAAUUAUGGCGGAGGGCAUUGUGUUAUUCUAAAUUAUCGUGGAGAGCAUCCACAAUGGGGCUGGAAUGAUAAUAUUUGUAAUAUACGUCAAAGAUUAGUUUGUGAAAUGAUGAAGAUCUACUUAUGAAUCAAACAUUUUUCAUGGACACGUUGUUAGAUUCACAUCCAUUAUUCUAGAGAUAGCUCAUAAGUUCUUUAUAUGAGGGACAGUCCAUAGACUUUUAAGUAUGUGGUCAACUAUUCCACUUUUGAGAAAACUUUAGUUCUGCAUAUAGAAUUUACCAGUUCAUUUCCCAGAGAGCACAUUAUACAAUAAUUCUGUUUGACUUUGACUUUAUGUACAAUGAGCUUACUCCAUUAUUAUUUCUGUAACAUGAGGAUUGAUAUGAAGAAAAUUUAAAAGAUAUAUUUUACUUAAAAUGCCUUUGAUUGACACAAUAAAGAGUGUACUUGAACAAAAGUGAAAUGUUUCAUCA